GUGGUGGGCUGCGCUGGGCUGCGUGUGGGGGGGGGGGGGGGUGGCGCCGUCUUCCGCGGGUGGUGGGCGGGAGGCAGUGCUGGGAGAUCUGUGAAAACCUAGACUCGCAAAAUGAAUAAAGAUGCCCAGAUGAGAGCAACCAUUAACCAAAAGCUGAUAGAAACAGGAGAGCGAGAACGCCUUAAAGAGUUGCUGAGAGCCAAGUUAAUUGAAUGUGGCUGGAAGGAUCAGUUGAAGGCACAUUGCAAAGAUGUGAUUAAAGAAAAAGGAUUAGAGCAUGUUACUGUUGACGAUUUGGUGGCAGAAAUCACUCCCAAAGGCAGAGCCUUGGUACCGGACAGUGUAAAGAAAGAACUCCUACAAAGAAUAAGAACCUUCCUUGCCCAGCAUGCCAGUCUUUAACUUUGACAUUGUCUUGGAUACAGUGUUUCUGUAUUAUGUCAGUCAUGUCAGGAUUGGAAUGCACUUUCCAUACUGAAGGAUUGAAGUAUUUUUUCUUUCUUUUUUUCUUUUCUUUUUCUUUUUGUAUGAUGAGUUGAAAUUUCAUUGCACUGCAUCAGUUUCUUAAAUUUGGUGUUAUUUUAAUAAAAAAAAUCUUUUGUGGACUUGUGAUUUUAAGGUUCCUCUCUCCUGUUGCUUCAUGAGUAUGUUGUUAUAUUAGAACACCUAUUUCACUUUUUUCAAUUUUCAAUAAACCGUAAUUUUGUACAAUUUUUUUAA
Molecule: messenger RNA, 720 nt
Organism: Dromaius novaehollandiae (emu)
Lineage: Eukaryota; Metazoa; Chordata; Aves; Casuariiformes; Dromaiidae
Gene: ENY2
Product: ENY2 transcription and export complex 2 subunit
Exons: 5
Coding region: 112-402 (96 amino acids)
Biological process (GO): poly(A)+ mRNA export from nucleus; positive regulation of DNA-templated transcription; regulation of transcription by RNA polymerase II
Cellular component (GO): SAGA complex; nuclear pore; DUBm complex
Molecular function (GO): chromatin binding; transcription coactivator activity
Source: RefSeq, a predicted model, not a curated record